Triplophysa rosa is the source of this 1540-nucleotide messenger RNA. It is a transcript of the gene ltb4r2b, whose product is annotated as leukotriene B4 receptor 2b. Gene Ontology annotation, cellular component: plasma membrane. Lineage: Eukaryota; Metazoa; Chordata; Actinopteri; Cypriniformes; Nemacheilidae. Bases 284 to 1330 code for a protein of 348 amino acids. The record is from RefSeq and is a predicted model, not a curated record. The transcript is spliced from 5 exons. Gene Ontology annotation, molecular function: leukotriene receptor activity; complement receptor activity. Gene Ontology annotation, biological process: positive regulation of cytosolic calcium ion concentration; inflammatory response; complement receptor mediated signaling pathway.
UGGGGGCGGUGCAGAUUUAAACUUGACAUAGCAGAAGAUGAGAGCGAGCUGAUUAGUGACAGAAAGAAACAGUGGCUAUUUACUACAAAUUGUAAGUGUGCUGAGAAAACAAUGUUGACAGAUAUAUUUUAAGGUAGCAACGUAAAGGUUUGUCUGUAAGACAGAAAACAAACAGACUGAAAAACAGCCACGCGACCGGGUCCAUCUGGUGACUUCGGGCGCAUGUUUUUCUAAUCAGCCCUUCUGAUCGAAUCAAGUAUUUUGACCUUCUGAAGCCUUCCAGAUGGGAUCAGACAAUGCCAGCGCCUCCAUGGACAACACGACGACAACGAAUCACAACAACAUCGCUUUUACCUUCGGUGCCCUCAUCCUCAGCAUCGUCUUCCUCCUGGGAGUUCCCGGCAACCUCUUCAUUAUUUGGAGCGUCCUGGCCCGCGCGCGCAAGCGCUCCGUCACCACCCUGCUCAUCCUUAACCUGGCAUGCGCAGAUGGUUUUUUGAUGUGUCUGACUAUUUUCUUUAUCAUAUACCUUGCCAAGCAGAACUGGAUAUUUGGGGGUGUCAUGUGCAAAGUGCUCUUCUACCUGUGUAACACGAACAUGUACGCUUCCAUCAUGAUCAUUACGCUGAUGAGUCUGCACAGACUGGUAGCUGUGGUGUGGCCCGCACACUUGGCAGCUUGCACUCGUAAACGGAGAGUAUCAUGUUUGCUUGCGGGCAUGUGGAUCGUCGUUUUUCUUCUGGCGCUCCCGGCUGUGAUAUUCAGAGCCGAAGAAGAGAGAAAUGUCAAUGGGAAGCGUCUCAUCCUGUGUGCAGUCAAUCACACCCGAUCAGAACACGCGGUUUUCCAGUACACCCUCGAGACAGCGGUAGGCUUCUUGGUUCCAUAUGCGAUCAUAGUGGGGAGUUACGUGUGCAUUCUCCGCCGCCUCAGACAGACCAGGUUCAGGAAAAUGAUCCGAAGCGAGAACCUCAUUCAUGCCAUUAUUAUAACAUUCUGCAUCUUCUGGCUGCCUUACCAUGCUAAUAAUCUAUUGCAAGUGGUGGCAGCGCUUACCCCAGAUACGUCGCCUUUAAAACAGAGACUGGGGAACAUCGGACAGUCCAGCCGCGCCGCUACGUCUGCUCUGGCUUUUAUCAGCAGCUGUGCCAACCCUGUCCUCUACACCUUCGCUGGACGCUCCUACAUCAAAGCAGAUGGCCUGGCGUUCAUGGCUAGACUUUUUGAAGGCACUGUGCUCAACUACAACGCGCGGACGCUAGAGACUUUGUCAGGCUCCAAAGCUCACAAUCUGUUAGGGCUGGAACGCAGACACAACCUUCAACGUUAAAUUAGAUUGGAGAUGAAAACAUGUCGUUUUGGAUACUACAAGUUGCUUAAAGACCCACAUCUGACUAAAAUGUUGAACUCAUGAAUUGCUAGCGCAUAUUUGCCCUAAUUGUAUAUUACGUUAUAGUAGAAGACGUAUUGUAAUUUUAAAUGAGAUUUAUUUAAUGUAAUUAUGACUUUGAAUUAAAUUUGGCAUUUUGUACCUAACUUG